CGUGCCGCGGAGGUGCACGCGUCGCGAUUGCGAAAAUAUUUGCGAAAAUGUGCAUUAAUGCAUCGUGAUAAGACUGUUUAUUGCGUGCUUUUACUUUCGCAGUGAGCUUCUGUUUUUAUGAUACGUAAAUAAUUAGGAUCUACAGUUUUAAUUAUAAAGGCACCCCAAAAUGGCGUCCCCUUCAAAAAACCGUUUCAAAAGGCAAGCAUGGUGCCGACGGCUGCUGAGCAAAAGAUUGCCCAUAGUAACAUGGCUCCCUGAGUACAACUCAGACAAGGCAGUGGCCGAUCUUAUAGCAGGAAUAACAGUCGGGCUCACGGUCAUACCGCAGGCGCUGGCUUAUGCUACGCUCGCCGGCUUAGAGCCCCAGGACGGCCUGUACUCCUCAUUCAUGGGCUGCUUCGUGUACGUGAUCUUCGGCUCUUGUAAAGACAUCACGCUGGGCCCCACCGCCCUUCUGGCAUUAAUGACGCACGCCCAGAUACAGGGCACGCCGCCGCGGCCGGAAUACGCCGUCCUGCUGUGCUUUCUGACUGGCAUCGUGCAGCUCAUCAUGGGGAUGCUGCAUUUAGGGGUCCUGAUAGACUUCAUAUCGGUGCCGGUGACCGUGGGCUUCACGUCGGCCACGUCGGUCAUCAUCGCCGUGUCCCAGCUGAAAGGAUUGCUCGGACUUAGCUUCAAAUCGGGGGGAUUCCUCACAACCGUCAAAAUGGUUGCAGAAAAUUUACCGAAGGCAAGACUAGCAGACAGCGCGUUAGGAAUUACCUGUAUAAUUGUUUUACUACUUAUGCGUAAAAUGAAAGAUAUAAAAUUAUCUAGAAGCAAAAAGGGCCUAAAGAAGACUCUCUGGCUGCUCUCCACCUCAAGAAACGCGAUUGUCGUCAUAGUGUGUUCAUUAAUAUCUUUUGGAUUCGAGUCACAAGGAUCUCAACCUUUCAGGAUAACGGGACGGGUAAAGGAAGGCCUGCCAUCUUGGAACCUCCCCCCAUUCAGCACAUACGCUAACGGGGAAUACGUGUCGUUUAUUGACAUGUGCUCAGAGUUGGGCUCCUCAAUCAUUCUAGUCCCCAUUAUUGGUGUACUGGGCAACGUGGCUAUUGCUAAAGCUUUCGCAAGCGGAGAAUCAGUAGACGCGACGCAAGAAUUAUUAACGCUGUCCCUCUCGAACAUAUUGGGGUCGUUCGUAGGUGCCUUCCCGAUCACUGGUUCGUUCUCGCGCAGCGCCGUCAACCACGCGAGCGGUGUGGCCACGCAGGCGGGCAGCCUCUAUACAGGUACCUUGGUGUUGCUGGCGUUGAGUCUACUCACGCCGUAUUUCUACUACAUCCCUAAGGCGGCGCUGGCCGCCGUUGUGAUAUGUGCUGUGAUAUUUAUGAUAGAAUAUGAGGUAGUGAAGCCGAUGUGGCGUUCCCGCCGCGCGGACCUCGUGCCCGCCUUCGCCACAUUCUGCGUAUGCCUGGUAGUAGGCGUAGAGAUCGGCAUUUUGGUGGGCGUUGUAUUAAACGUUCUACUGCUGCUGUAUCCGAGUGCGAGGCCGCAGAUGGACGCGGAGAUCGUCACGAACGCAUCUGGGCUGGGCUAUCUAUUAGUAACAGUAGGCAACAACCUGUACUUUCCUGGCGUGGAAUACAUCAGACAGUACGUCGAGCGAGCCGCCAAGAAGCAGGCGGGCUGUAGGAUGCCGGUGGUCAUUGACUGCAGAUACGUACUCGGUGCUGAUUUCACAGCGGCUAAAGGCAUUUGCGCAUUAUCCAGCUCUCUAGUAUCCCGUGGGCAGCCGCUGGUACUACUAUCACCACGUAGCAACGUCUCUGCAGUUUUCAAAGGAGCCGGUUCUAGCGUAGUUGUGGUUCCUACUGCCAACGAGUUGGAACGGGCGUUGCAAGACCUCACCGGGCAAAUAGCGAUGCCUCUGCUAAAUGGUAAAAAAGAAACCAUCACACCACCGCCGUCGUACAACUCCCUACAACUGGACGAUGUCACAGAAAUCGUCACCGAAGACAGAACCCAGACUCCCUUGCUGAAGAUAGAGAAUAUAAAAACGUCCAGUGACUUCAGUGAGGUCAAUGACACUUGACCAUGUUAAUUUUUAGUGUAGAUAUAUGAUAAUUUAUGUUAUAUUGGCCUAUUCAAAGUUACAUUGCGACAUCAAAAUGAUGUGAGUCGCCUGUGCGUCUCGCUCGCACCAAUACAUAGGGUCAUUGCGCUAGUUUUCGUCCGGCUCUAGUUUUCGUCCACUUGAUGAAAUUUGAAUAUAAACCUUCAUUGCUGCACAAAUUUGGACUUUAGUUAUAGUUAGUUAGUUAUCCUGGGCAUUUUCCGCAAAUCGACAACCAUUGUGCCUAUUUUGCGUGAAUAUGGACUUUAUUGCAAUCCUUAAUAUCUAAACAAUUUAUAUAUCUACAUAAAAAAUAUAUUUCGCAAGUAGCAGAUUAUAAAUGAAAUGUAUUAUUUGCUAAUCCAUCAAGUGGACGGAAACUGACACCGGACGGUAAACUGACGCAAUUACCCUAUAAUUUGAAUGUCACAAUGUAUAGGUUUGAUUUCGCCUUCAUAGGUGUCGGCAGGAGCGUUGCAGUUACUGAUAUGCUAAUAAGUUUCCAAAAUAUCGAAAUUUUCACGUGAAGUAAUUUUUAAAACUCAUAUCUUUGUAUAGGGUUUGAAAUUUUCCAAGUCCAAUACUUAAUGAAAACUUUAUUUUAUUUAUUUCUAGUACCCUCAACUCUGGUGCCGAUAUCUAUACUGACGCUUAAUUAGUAUUAAUUAUUGAAUAAAUGUGGAUUUGUAAUUGAUGCACUGUAGGAAGAUACAGAUAAUAGAUUAAACUUUAAAAGUUAUGUUACCGACCUACCUGUAUCGAAGAAAACCGUUUCCUUAAGAUCGGUUUACUUAGAACAGCGGUGCCGUCAUAUAGCGGCCGUCUCCACACUAAAUAAUACGGUUAAGAGCCAACAGGAGUGGUCAUUUCUCCAUACAAACGUACUCGACUGUUUCCUCCGUGAGUUUUGAGGCUAGAGCAAUGAUUUGUUCAACACAGAUUAAAAUUGUCAAUAUCUGUGUCGGACCGUUUUGCUUUUUUUGAUAUUUUUGUUUUUCAAGGCGCUAGAGCCCUUCAAAAAUGGCCAAAAUGGCCUAAUUGACUAUGCCGCAAUAAGAGGCGUAGUAUUCAAAACUGAUAUCAAUUAGCCAAAAAAGCAAAACGGUCCGACACAGAUAAUUUCAUAAUCAUUUAGAUUUCCAAGUUUGGUCAGGAUUGGCAAACUUUUGGAGGAGAAAACAAUCGAGUACGAAACCUCGAUUUUUGAGAUUUUUACGCAGGAUUUUUCGCCUUGUCCUUAUCUCACUAGUUUUAGGAGCCGCUUCCGUUAGCGAGACGGGUAUAUUUACCUAAAAUAUUUAAAACUCAGCUCCUGUUUCGUCUUAAAUAUAUAAAUAUGGAUGUGGUAGUAUUUGCAUGGAGACGGCCGCUAUAUGACUGCACCGCUAAGCUAGGAAACCAGAGCAUUACCACUCGAAUCGAAUUCCUUUGUUUUUCAGAUCGAAAUUUGAAUGUCAUUUUUAAAUCGAUGUCGACGUUAUUUGUUAGUAUUACCACAGACUACAUAUAAGCCGGUCAAACAAGUUUGUCAGUAGCAAAAGACGCGAUACUCAAUUUUUCUAUAGGACGAUUCCCGUUAGCUUUUUAGGGUUCCGUACCCAAAGGGUAAAACGGGACCCUAUUACUAAGACUUCGCUGUCCGUCCGUCCGUCCGUCCGUCUGUCACCAGGCUGUAUCUCACGAACCGUGAUAGCUAGACAGUUGAAAUUUUCACAGAUGAUGUAUUUCUGUUGCCGCUAUAACAACAAAUACUAAAAACAGAAUAAAAUAAAGAUUUAAAUGGGGCUCCCAUACAACAAACGUGAUUUUUGACCAAAGUUAAGCAACGUCGGGAGUGGUCAGUACUUGGAUAGGUGACCGUUUUUUUUUGCUUUUUUUUUUUUUUUUUUUGCAUUAUGGCACGGAACCCUUCGUGCGCAAGUCCGACUCGCACUUGCCCGGUUUUUUCUACUGACGGAAUCGUCUUGACAGACUAAUAAUAGUAUCAGGCAAUUAUGUAGCAUUUUCGCAGGUAAGAAAUGUGUUUUAACACAAAAGUCAGGUAAUUUACGAUUUUUUGACGGCAUCGUAGAGAAUUUAUGAUAUGUGUGUAUCUAGUGUAUGUGUAUAAAACUAUUCAAUGUUCGCUCUCUUCCCAUAAAUGAGCACACUCCAUUUUCUUGUACAUUGUGUAAGUAUACAUUGUAUUAAAUUAUUUUAAGGUUAAGGCUAACAUUACCAAACUAAGUUUAAAAUCUAAAAAGCUUUUUCGUAAUGAAUUUUAAAUUUUUAUUUCGGGAAUCCAACGAAAUAUUGUACGUUAGGUACUUAUUUUUUGACUACGUAAUGUUAUAUGGGUAAUUUUAAAUCGAUUGAUUAUUUCGUGAUAUCCCUACCCAGUAAUAAAAUAUGUAUCGGCUGUAUCUGUAAAAAGCACAUAAAUAAUAACCAUAUUUCAAAAGA
This is a messenger RNA of Cydia fagiglandana, 4540 nucleotides long. Its product is annotated as sodium-independent sulfate anion transporter. Gene Ontology annotation, cellular component: plasma membrane. The record is from RefSeq and is a predicted model, not a curated record. Gene Ontology annotation, molecular function: sulfate transmembrane transporter activity. The transcript is spliced from 13 exons. Gene Ontology annotation, biological process: transmembrane transport. Lineage: Eukaryota; Metazoa; Arthropoda; Insecta; Lepidoptera; Tortricidae. The coding region runs from base 170 to 2077 and encodes 635 amino acids.